Molecule: messenger RNA, 1383 nt
Organism: Babesia bigemina
Lineage: Eukaryota; Apicomplexa; Aconoidasida; Piroplasmida; Babesiidae
Product: micro-fibrillar-associated protein 1 C-terminus containing protein, putative
Exons: 5
Coding region: 1-1383 (460 amino acids)
Biological process (GO): mRNA splicing, via spliceosome
Cellular component (GO): U2-type spliceosomal complex
Molecular function (GO): RNA binding
Source: RefSeq, a predicted model, not a curated record
AUGAGCGCGCUCGAGCUCUUCCGUUUUUUGGGCGAAGACCUCAACCGUCCGCCCAGUCCGUCGCGAGAUGCGCUCAAGCGGCGCCGAGUUUCCCAGGCUCCCCGGGCGACCCGCUACUGGCCAGGAAAGGCACCUGAGUACGCAGCUGAUCUCCCAGCCUCCAGCGACGAUGAGUCUGACGCAGCGCCUGAGGUGGCUCAGGCGGCCUUAGAGAAUGACCGCCGCUAUUCGCGGUACGCCACAGCGUCUGAAUCGGGUGACGUUGCUGCCCGUUCUGGUCGUCGCCGGGCUCCCGCUGCAACCAUCGUGAUAGAUCGCGAGCCGGAGCACAAUGCGGAUUAUGAGGCGCCGCAACCAUCUUCGCCAGGGCUCGCAGGUGCCGCCGUCGGCGACGGCGACGGCAGUGUCGCGAACACGUCAGAGGUCGUGGAGGCUCCACGCAACCGUGCUGCCAUCCGUUCGCGAGCGAUGGCGUAUCGUAGAGAGGAGGAGGCAGUCGCUGGUGAUCACGAGGAUCGGGUUGCCUCGGUAGAUGGUGAGGAGGAGGAGUACUCGGACUCAGACGACGAUGCCGAUGGCUCCGAACACAUCAGUAUUCAAGAAUCGAAGGAGCACUCGGGAGUGCUUGAAAAACCUGUGUUUGUGCCAAAGAACCGGCGUUUGACAGUGCUGGAGAAGCAAGAGCUCGAGAGGGAAGAGCAACGGCGUCUGGAGUGCGAACGUCAGCGCGCCCUCGAGCGGCAGAAGCAGAGCAAAGAGCUGCUGGUACAAACUCUGGUGGCCGCAGAAACGCAGCAAGAGGUUGAGAACGCUGUGGAAGUGGUCGACGAUACUGACGAGUUGACUGAGAAGGAAUAUGAGCUCUGGAAGAUUCGCGAGCUGAAGCGCGUGCUUCGCGACCGUGAUGAGCGAACUGCUCACGAGCGUCUGGCGGCUGAAGUAGAGCGGCGUCGACACAUGACCGAGGAGGAACGACUGGCGGACGACGAACGUAUCGACCGGGAGAAGGUGCAACGCGCUCCGCGGAGCAAGAUGUUGUUCCUGCAGAAGUACUACCACAAGGGUGCCUUCUUUAUGGACAAGCUUGACGACGGUUCCGAGCCUCUGUACAACCGCGAUUUCAACGCCCCGACGGCGGAUGACCGGAUAGAUAAGUCGCUGAUGCCCAAGUCGAUGCAGGUGCGUCGGGGGCUGUACGGCAAGAUGGGGCAAGUGAAGCACACGCACCUGACGGCCGAGGAUACGACACGUUUCGACAUGCCGUGGAACAAGGUGCCCGAAAAGUUCACUCCCGCCGGGACGCAGCAGACGUUCGACCGCCCGUCCCGCAAGAAGCCAGGCACUAGCCGCUCAGGCUCCGAUAAGCACUCUGAUUCUAAGUGA